GGCUCUCGCGGUAGCGAAGGACGGAUAACGGGGCUGACCACUGGCGGUUUGCCCCGCUGUGCGGAGGAGAGAGUGGGGAGGCGUUGUGCCGGGGCUGAGGUAGAAAGGAGCCCGCCCCAUCGACGCCUCCUGCGACACUAACCCCUGAACCGUGAUGCGAGCGUGGGUCCUUCUCUCCGCGGUGCUUUGGUACUUCGCAGGAGUUGGAUGGCAGCGUUCUUCCAUAAUCACUAAGGAAGGCUUCGUUUAUGGCAAAGUGGGACGCCCAGUGAAAUUAUAUGUAGAAUUACAUCACAAUAGCCCAGUCCUUCUCUGUACUGAUUUUAAACGUGCUCAAAAGGAAACAGUGGACCCCACCUAUUUAUGGAUUGGGCCUAAUGAAAAACCAUUAACAGGAACUAGUAGAAUAAAUAUAACUAAAACAGGAAAGCUGCUGGUAAAAGACUUUCUGGAGCCUUUGUCCGGACUUUACACAUGCACUCUUUCUUAUAAGAUUGUCAAAGCAGAAACCCAAGAAGAAAAGACAGUAAAGCAGAGAUACGACUUUAUGCUUUUUGUUAAUCCUUUUGCACCGAGGUGGAAAGGUACAUGCAAUGAGUCUGUUGACUGUGAAGAUACCACUAAUCAUAAUAUCCUCCAGGCAAGAAAUCGAAUAGAAGAAUUUUUCCGGCGCCAAGCAUAUAUUUUCAAGCAUGACUUUAAGAAAACUCUACCAGCUAUGCAUUUUGUGGACCACAGUUUUCAUAUAAUGCGUAUGGAUAGCUGUCGUCCAGGCUUUGGGAAAAACGAAGGUCUGCACAGCAAUUGCGCUAGUUGUUGCGUGGUUUGUAGUCCUGGGACGUUUAGUCCUGAUGUCGAUGUUACAUGUCAGACUUGUGUUUCCACGCGUAUCUACGGAGCUAAAACUUGCCCAUAAACUUCAAAAAUCGCAAUGUGAAGACUAAAGGUGAAAGCACUGUUCUUGCUUGUGGAGGUGGGAGACAUAAGAUGACUUGUUCACAUCCCAGAGCGUCACAGAUAGUUCCAUUAAGUAAGAUCAGUAAGAUGAUAACAUUGGAAAACAUACAUUUUAGAAAUCUUAAAAAGAUAGUCGACAUGGCAUUUCUAAGAAGGCAUUUAAUCUAAUAUCACCAGCAUGCAAAGGAAAGUGUAAGUAUCAGUGGAUGAUUUUUAAUGAAAUAUGUUUUGUUGUUUACAAACAGUCUGUACCUAAGACUAUAUAAAGGUCAAGAGUAGCAAAAUAUAAUGUAAUAAAAACUUUAUACUUCCCAU
Messenger RNA from Vicugna pacos (alpaca), 1272 nucleotides. It is a transcript of the gene ZPBP2, whose product is annotated as zona pellucida binding protein 2. Lineage: Eukaryota; Metazoa; Chordata; Mammalia; Artiodactyla; Camelidae. The record is from RefSeq and is a predicted model, not a curated record. Gene Ontology annotation, biological process: acrosome assembly; binding of sperm to zona pellucida. Gene Ontology annotation, cellular component: zona pellucida receptor complex; acrosomal vesicle; extracellular region.